AUGGUACCAUUUCGUACCAAUCGGUCACAAAAAACGGACGAAGAUUCAUCAUUUUACCUCCACCUGCAAAGUGGCUCGCUCCUGUCCCAAUUGGUUGCCAUGGCAACCGACAACAAACACUGCCAGACGCUGUCAAUUACGCCGGAAGUUCAUACCGAUGAUUUUCAACAAGGAAUGUAUGACGAGACAAUAGAGGUGAAUGCGCAAGAAAUCGAGAGCCCCAACUCCGAAGAGGAGUCACCGAAAAUGUCCAAGUUUAACCCUCCUGUGAGACAUACGGCCAGACACGACUUCGAUUCUGACUCUGAGAGCGAGUCUAGUCCUGAGAAAUUCGAAUUUUCAGAGGAGGAUCAGUCGCCUGAUAGACAGUCGAAGCAUUCAGAUAAGGAUAACCAACAAGUGAAGCAGGCUAAAAAUACCAGCGAAUUGUCCAGACAGUCUAGUAGACGACAUGAUUCUUCUAAUUCCGAGACAGACAGUGGCGAUUUAGAAGCUGAUUUGAACCGGCCUGAGCCAGUCCUGCCAGUGGCCGGAAGUGGGAAGAAGCGUGGAGUAGUUAUACCAGCUGAGGGCGCGUAUGAUCCAAAACAAUUCGCCGAUCUCAAAGUACCGCCUGAGAUGGACAAUAUAUUCCAAUAUAUUAUGAAAUACACUCCCCAAAAGAUCGAUAUAGAGUUCAAAUUGCAACCGUUCGUUCCCGAGUACGUGCCCGCCGUGGGCGAUACGGACGCAUUCAUCAAAGUGACCGCGCCCGCUUGCGGACUGCGCGCCGAGCCGCUCGCCGAACGCGCCCUGCAGUUCAUAGACAACUUGGGUUUGACAAUAUUGGAUGAGCCAUCUGCAGAGCAAAGUGACUCGGCGUUAUUACACUUGCAACUUCGAGCGAUUUCUAAAACGUCCAGCGCCAAGUCGACUUUGCUUACGAAGAAGAUUGAGGACGCGGAGAAUAAUCCAAAAGCUAUAGAUCGAUGGAUUAAGGACGUCAGUGAGCUGCACAUGUCGAAACCGGCACCAACGGUAACCUACACCACAAAAAUGCCAGAUAUAGACAGUCUAAUGGAAGAAUGGCCCGAGUCUAUGGAGGAAUCUCUCAACGAAGUUGGUUUCCCGCCAGCGUCGCUUGACUGCACGCUAUCACAGUACGUUGAUAUAGUCUGUGCAUUAUUUGACAUUCCCGUCGCGGGAGAUACGCUCAAUGACAGAAUAGAGGCGCUUCAUUUGUUGUUUAGUCUGUAUUCAGCUGUCAAAAACUCGCAGCUAUACGCCGAUAGGCUAAAGGAAGAAAAAGGAUAG
This is a messenger RNA of Leptosia nina, 1293 nucleotides long. The record is from the annotation of a GenBank genome assembly. NCBI's taxonomy places the organism in Eukaryota, Metazoa, Arthropoda, Insecta, Lepidoptera, Pieridae.